Messenger RNA from Kalmanozyma brasiliensis GHG001, 567 nucleotides. RefSeq lists its product as uncharacterized. The record is from RefSeq and is a predicted model, not a curated record. The transcript has a single exon. Bases 1 to 567 code for a protein of 188 amino acids. NCBI's taxonomy places the organism in Eukaryota, Fungi, Basidiomycota, Ustilaginomycetes, Ustilaginales.
AUGAUCUCUACCUUCGUCACGGUCGUCUUUCGCCACGAUUUACUCGAUCACCAUCUGCAGCAGAGCGCUUCCAAAAGCUUUACUGCUCGCUACUUCUGUAUGUCGCCUCCUCAGAAGCGCCCUAGGCCUCAAGACGGCUCUGACAACGCUCCUUCCGACUGCAAGCGCCCCACGCCUUCGCCCGACAAUAGCUCCUCUGGCCCCAGCGCCGCCCAGUCGAGCUCCGAGCCGGCGACCGUCGAAGCUGGUCCUGGCCCCACCUCCAGCGCUGCUGUUUUCCAGGAGGCAUCAAAAUGCCAUGAACCUGCUCACACCGCAAUUCUCGAAGAGCUCAUGAAGCUCUACACCUUGAGUACCGGAAUCAAGAAGGACCUCAGUUAUGAACCGGACGAGCGCACAACCGCCGAUCUUCUCAUGAUAAUCCUUCAAGAAUUGGACGACAUCCACUGCAUUGUCAAGAGGAUGUCCAAGAUGGCCAAAGACUCAGACCCAGAACUCGAAUUGGUCGAGGGCAGGCCGGAUCUGGACGAAUUUCUCUACUACGAGGGUGCCGUCAUCCGCUGGUGA